Molecule: messenger RNA, 996 nt
Organism: Amoebophrya sp. A25
Lineage: Eukaryota; Dinophyceae; Syndiniales; Amoebophryaceae
Source: the annotation of a GenBank genome assembly
AUGAGAAGUCACAACAAAGAGCCGGGUGAGGUCCAGCUUUGCGGUAUACUGGUGUACGGGAAAGAGGAGCUGAUCGAGCCGCCUUAUUUAAGGCUCGUCAAGGAAGAAAUUCAUUAUAAAUCUUUUCUAUCUUCUUCUGGUCUUUGUUUUUUCUAGUUAGGUCUGCGGCACCACAAUUGUAAAUCUAUCAAGAACUACAUGGUUUUAUGAGGUUGCCUCACAGAAAGAGACUCGCCAAGCAUCUUAAAUGUUGUGUUAUAAUUAUCAUGUUGUCCUCAAGUUCUCUUCAGGUAGCAGGACGAAAGGUAUAGUUACAUCCGGGAGGACCACACACGCAUGUACAUUACAAGCGAGCUCCUCGCUAUCCCUCUUCCUCUAACGUUUCCUGUAGGCUCUUUGAAUGCUGAGGCAAUAGCUACACAUGGCCCGAAGCAAGAUCGAAACGUAUACGAUGUGAGCCAAGCCCCCUUGCAUUACUUCGGAAGCGAGGAAAACACUGAGCACAAGCUUGGCUUCAUGUGCAUCAAAGCUCUUAACGACCAAGCCAACGGACACAAGUGGGCCUGGUGUUAAGGUCAGCUUUUUUUAGUGUCCAUCUUUCUCAGCAUCUCGAUACGACCCUUCUCCCUUGUAUAUUAUUUGAUAGGAACGAAAGGGGUCGAGAUGGGCGGACCCAGAUGAAUGAAAGCAAAAGCUGACAACUCUAAUGGUGGCGUCUAGAGUGGAAAGGCGGGGCAACUCGAUAUGUAGGCAGAAUCACAAUCCGAAAUCGUUCGCAUCAGUGGCAAUACGGGUACAACUUCGAGAUGGUUCUCGAUGACCAAGAAGCGCAUGUUAUGAAGAUGUACUUAUUGGUGUUGGUAUUCUUUUUAGAAAUUUUUUUGACCACGUCGUAAUUGUUUUUAGAGCGCCGGCAUUAUAAAAAUACCAAGAACAUAUAGAUAUAGAAGAAAAUAUGAAAAUAGAUUCCUCUAAUCUCCGUGGCCUCAGUAUGGG